AUGGAUCCAACCUGCAAAUGUCCACCUGGUUUCAGCUAUAUGGACCCCUAUGAUAGUUUUCAGGGUUGUGAAAAAAUCUUCACAGAAAAGGAGGAAUGCAAGGGAAAUGGAGGGAUUCAAAGAUGUGAAAUGAUUGAAAUGAAGAAUAUAGAGUGGCUCAAUAAUGCUUAUGUGACCUUAUCAGGAAGCGAAGAAGAUUGCAAGCAGGACUGUUUGGACGAUCGAUAUUGCAUAGGCAUUCUCUUUCAAGACCAUAGUUGUGAGAAGCAUAGUGAAAGCAUGUUUUGGGGCUUCUGUGUUUGGCAAGCGCUUCCAAAAGAUUUUGAACCAGGCAAAAUUGGCCCAAAUGAGGUCAAUCUCAGGUCAUUUAGCUAUUCUGAACUCAAGAAAGCAACCCAAAAGUUUGCUACUGAGUUCGGCGACGGGGCUUUUGGGACUGUUUACUUUGGGUCCUUCCCUUGCAAUACAAAAGUUGCAGUCAAGAAGCUCAAGAAGAUAUCAGAUUUUGGGUUAGCCAAGUUUUUGAAGCCUGACCAAACAACUACUUUUACUGGGAUUCGAGGGACUAGGGGAUAUGUGGCUCCUGAAUGGCACAAGCACCAGGCUAUAAAAGUUAGGGCAGAUGUAUAUAGCUUCGGGAUCAUGUUAAUAAAGAUCAUAUGUUACAGAAAAGCAGUGGAGACUGGGGCUCCUGAAAAUGAAAUUGCAUUAACAACUGAUUGGGUCUACGAGUGUUUCAAAACUGGGGAGUUGGAGAAAUUGGAGAGAUUGGCUGACUGA
This is a messenger RNA of Amborella trichopoda, 780 nucleotides long. The record is from RefSeq and is a predicted model, not a curated record. NCBI's taxonomy places the organism in Eukaryota, Viridiplantae, Streptophyta, Magnoliopsida, Amborellales, Amborellaceae.